Molecule: messenger RNA, 1812 nt
Organism: Boleophthalmus pectinirostris (great blue-spotted mudskipper)
Lineage: Eukaryota; Metazoa; Chordata; Actinopteri; Gobiiformes; Gobiidae
Gene: slc2a10
Product: solute carrier family 2 member 10
Exons: 6
Coding region: 265-1782 (505 amino acids)
Biological process (GO): transmembrane transport
Cellular component (GO): membrane
Molecular function (GO): transmembrane transporter activity
Source: RefSeq, a predicted model, not a curated record
AAUAGUUUCUCAGUCCGGCUCCGGCGCCACGUAGCUCGAUCCUUCGUCUAGAAUUUAGAGAGUCGCAUGUGGGCACGGAAGUGGCAUCAACUCCAGCACAUGCGAUUAAACUGAAAUGUUUUGGUACAUAUGUGUACGAGACCGGACAGACGAUAGGCUUUCUGAAGAACGGGCUCCUGUAACGGGACCACUAGAGUCCUCCCACCAAGGAUUCCUCCAGACAAGCUGAAGAUCCUGUCCUCAAUCUCAUGAAAAGAAACAAUUAUGGGUUACUGUAGCCUCCUACUGCCCUGCCUGGUGUCCAGCGGAGGUGGUGUGGUGUUCGGGUAUGAGCUGGCUAUCAUCUCUGGUGCUCUGUUGCAACUCAGGGUGGACUUUUCCUUGUCCUGUGUGCAGCAAGAGGCUCUCGUCAGUGCCUUACUGGUCGGAGGGCUGUUGGCGUCAGUAGUGGGGGGCUCUCUGAUUGACUGGCAAGGUCGUCGAAAAUCCAUUCUCUUCAGCACUGGUCUGACACUGGCUGGGACAGUCCUGCUCCUCAUCAAUGCAUUCCCUGCCCUGGUACUGGGGCGGGCCAUUGUGGGCUUUGCCAUGUGUAUCUCCUCUAUGUCUUGUUGCAUUUUUGUGUCAGAGCUAGUGCGACCAGAGCACAGGGGUGUUCUGGUGAGCUUGUACGAAGUGGGGAUCACUGUGGGGAUUUUAGUGGCCUAUGCCGUCAACUACAUGAUGGCUGACACACGUGAUGGUUGGAAAUGGAUGUUUGGUCUGGCUGCAGUGCCCACUGUGGUUCAGCUAGUCUCCUUAUUGUGUCUUCCUACAAACACUCAGUCUAACUGUGCUCAGAUAAUGAACCAGGAGUCUGCCAGGAGGUAUAACUACCUGUCUCUUUUCCACACGAAGGACAACAUGAGAACGAGAACUAUGAUUGGUCUGGCUUUAGUGCUGUUUCAGCAGUUCACAGGACAGCCCAAUGUCUUGCUCUAUGCUUCCACUAUAUUCUACACAUUGGGAUUCCACAGUCACACAGCAGCGGUUCUGGCCUCACUGGGCCUGGGGCUGGUCAAAGUCUUAUCCACACUGUUCUCCAUGACACUUUCAGACAGAGUUGGCCGUCGUCCUCUGCUCAUAGGUGGAUGCUCUGUCAUGGCUGUUAGCUUGAUUAUCGUUGGACUUUUUUCUACACAUUUUCAUGUUCAAGAGAUGGCCUGUGUUUCAAAAGGUGUAAUGUCACUUACGAACAUUACAGAAACACAUGAACCACAUAUACCUGUUGAGUACUUUAAUGAAACUACGAUAAAUAGUGGAACCAGACCAGACGUAAAGCCCUCUGUGUCAUCACCUUUGAAUACUACAGCUGCAAACUGGGUUGUUCUCCUGAGUCUAAUGGCGGUUGUCAGCUCAUAUUCCAUUGGAUUUGGACCUAUGACAUGGCUGCUCCUCAGUGAGAUAUUUCCCACAGAGGUUCGAGGCCGCGCGUUUGCCUUUACCAACUGCUUUAACUGGUCUGCCCAUGUGCUGGUUACAUUCACCUUUUUACAUCUUAUUGAUGCCAUAGGACUCCCAAGACUCUUUCUCCUUUACGGGACAAUAGCAGUGGUCGCUGCAGCUAUUUUAUGCAAAAUACUUCCAGAGACGAAAGGUAAAUCAUUGGAAGAUAUAGACAAGGAGCUGCGUCUUAACCGGUUUUACCAGAAUGAAGAUUGCUGUGGUGUCUUGUGCAGGAGAAAUAGUCCACCGCAGUAUCACAAAGUUGACAGUCAAGAUAUGGACAUGGGGAAAGGAUGACGCUUAGCAAAUACAAUAUCUGAUAAAUAA